AUGUUUUUGCUUUCAUUGGGAGCAACAUCCUCCGUCAGUAACACCAUAACCGCUUCACGAGGUCGUUGGUGUCAAAAAGUCCUAAAAGAAUAUCGAACAAGGGAAGUUACAGACACCAGACUUUGUUCAGAAAAGUAUAAUACUUCCUGUGGUUUUUUUUCUUUUGACACUUGUGUAUUUACCAGGAGUAAAAUUUGUUCUCGGACUUAUAACAAGACAUUUGUUAUCUCCAAAUCUGUAUUGGACUGUUGUCCUGGUUGGGAAAAGAGUAACAAUGAUACAUGUGUUGAAAUGGCUGUGAAACCAAAAACAUUGCCUUCGAUUCAUGAAUUGUCUGUAGGAACAUUUGCCGCUAUCUGCAGUGCUGGAGCUUUUAUUAUGGUUAUUGUGUUCUUGAUUAUAAAAGCUGUAUGGAAAAAGAAACGGAAGGAGAAAGCUGCAGUGGAGAGUAUAUACUUGGAGCAACUUGAGUCUUUGAGCAUACUUCGGCCGCAGCAGGUCCCUCUAAUACCACCCCAGCCUAUGAUGGCCAAUCCCAGUGCUCUUUUUCCUUUAAAAUCACCUGUCUCUGAUAAACCUGAACCAGAAGCAGCUGCUGCAGCAGCAACUGUUGUUACUGUACCUGUAGAAGAAAAUCAAAAAGAGACUGGAAUGGAAAUAUUGAAAAAGAUUCCUGACACUGAAGAAAUGGCAGCAGCUGCAGCACAUGCAGAUGCCACUCCCCCAGAAAGUGCAGAAAACUUAUCAGUCUCUGACCCACCUGAGCUUAAAGUUGAACUCUUUAUCCGUGAAGAAGGAGAUGUACCCAAGGAAUCUCAUACACAAAAUCAGGCAUUACCUGAAAAUUCAGAAAAUUCAGAAACUGAAUCUCCAGAAUUACAAUCUGAUCCCAAAGCUUAA
Molecule: messenger RNA, 900 nt
Organism: Acanthosepion pharaonis
Lineage: Eukaryota; Metazoa; Mollusca; Cephalopoda; Sepiida; Sepiidae
Source: the annotation of a GenBank genome assembly